CUCCCCCCUCGAAUCCUCAAUUCAUACCUCUCAUAAGCAAGCUUUGCUUUGAUCUGAUUUCGCCUUCGCUGCUCUCAGUCAGUCUCAGGUUUGUAGUCAGUCUCAGUUAAAAAAAAUAGGUACGGUAAAAAUGAUUCUGUCAACGAAGAAGAGGGAUAAAUAUUUUCAGUUAACGAUUGAAGAAUUGGAGAGUACUCGUAAAAAAGAAGAAGAUACACUCUGGAAGAUGAUCAGCACUAGAUCAUCAUCAUCAUCAUCACCAUCAUCAUCGUCAUCCAUCCCCAGAACUGCGGAACAAUUAGCUUUCCUGAGUGCAAGGAGGGAGAUUGCAAAGAGGAGGCGUGCAAAUAUGAAAGCCUUGAAGGGGGACCUUGAUGCUAUCACGCUUGAUAUGGGAAGCAGCAAGACCUCGUUGCUUGACUCUGCAGGAGAUUCGAAUGAGAAUGAGACUCAGGCAAAGCCAAAUAGGAUGCAAGGUGUUGUACAUCCUCACAGAUCCGGUGAUGUGACAGGUGCUGACCCAUCUUCUGAAGAAUCAGAGUGCAGCACAGACACACAUGCAAGCCCCUCUAGUGGCUAUGCACCGAAAUCAUAAUAAGCUUGCUUACUAGCGAUGAAGGGGAAUCAUAUUAAUAUAACAUUAAAAAAAAACUGUGUUUUCUGUUAUUAUUAUUUUAUCUAUCAAACAAAAAUCUUGCAACUCGCGGUGCUCAUGUCUGCUGACUAUUAAUUAUGGUGUUCUGAACAAAAUUGCCAUAUCAUUUGUCUUAUUAACCAAGUUUCACGUUACAACAUA
Messenger RNA from Camelina sativa (false flax), 796 nucleotides. RefSeq lists its product as uncharacterized. The record is from RefSeq and is a predicted model, not a curated record. Lineage: Eukaryota; Viridiplantae; Streptophyta; Magnoliopsida; Brassicales; Brassicaceae.